UCGUCCUCUCUCCCCCCCUCUCCUUCUUCGUCUUCAUUCUCUUCCUGAUCUGCCUCGUCCCUUGGUGCCGAGAGUUUUCGGGAGCAGGAUGAGCCAUCGUCAGCCGGAGCAUAAGCCCCUCGAGCAUUUCCAGACGCCGCUUGCAGAUCACUUGUUGCGGCACCAAUUCACUGAGGAAAGACAGUUGCGAUACGACAUUCAGCAAGUGAACGUGCCACCGCCCGGGGUUGCCGAUCUGGCAGCAUACUCGCUACUUUGCGAUCGGCUGACGUAUGAAGGGGUGUACAUGGACGUGACGCAGUUGCCUGGGCGGGAGAUGACUCGAGUGUUCAUCGAGUUCCGCGCGCUCCAGGUGGCACCCAACUUCGUGCAUAGCGUCGCCACCUUUCUCGGCGACUUGACGAUMCUGCCACCGCCGAGUCGGGAGCUGGCGCGGAGUUUUGUGCGCGAGUACGCGGUGCAGGCGGCCAGAUCAGUGGCCAGAGUGCAAGGACGGGGGGGACACCGGUUCACAGCCCACAAAACGCUGCUGUGCAGGGCAGAGGACGGACCAAUCGCGUUGCUAACUGACGUGGAACCGCUGCCCUUCGCAGACGAAGACGCGUGGGAGUUGCACCGUGUGCUGUACCAGUCGGUGGCGUUGGGGAUGUUCCGAUUCUUCGUGGAUCACGAAGACCAUUGUAUCGGGGAGCACUUCGUCGUCUACUACGUCAUCACGCGGCCCAAGCCAGUGCAGAAGGAGGGGACGGUGGCGCUGUACCCAUUCGCCCAGCUCCAGACGAUCGAUCCGCGAUUGUUGGAGCUCAUAUAUCUUGAGCUCCUAUCCAUUGCGCAAGUGAUCGCGAGCGAGGAAGAGGAGAUCCAACCACGAUUGCGGACGGCGGCUGCCCCGCGGAGAACGUACAACGCGGUCGUCAUCCCAGAUUACAUUGCGCAGUGCGCGGAGAGGUUGGAGGACUUCCCGGAGGAAAAGCCGUUGCGGCCUCCCUCGUCGUAUCCCAGACCGGCGCCGCCAAAGGCCCCCAAGAAGACGCCGAAGAGGAAGAGACGCCACCCAUCGCCAGGAGCGCAAGGCAGCAGAAUCGGUGGAGGCGAGGAGGUGGUUCAUCCCGUGCGCACGCGGAAUCUUGACCCGGUGCCCGGGAGUGCGGCAACGCGAGUUAACGAGACCGUCGUUCCAUCACCGCCCUUCCCGUGCGUGCCCGAUCUCAAUCUCGAUGGAGCCGGGCCGUCAUCCGCAGCAGCUGGAGGAGGGAGCUGAAUGGGAUUAUCGGAUCCCGUAUCCAGAUC
Molecule: messenger RNA, 1290 nt
Organism: Chara braunii
Lineage: Eukaryota; Viridiplantae; Streptophyta; Charophyceae; Charales; Characeae
Source: the annotation of a GenBank genome assembly